CCUGUAUUUCAGGGGGCAGGACUUUUUUGGAUAUCCCUGUGUUUAGGUGCUGAACUUGGACUUUGCUGUCAUUAAUUCUGGACUUGGAUUUGCUGUUUUUAAAUACUUAACUUGGACUUGGCUCUGUUCAAGUAAUGAACUUCUACUCAGCUGUGUUUCAGUGCUGAACUUGGACUUGGUUAUUAAUUGUGAACUUGGAAUUUGCUUUGUCUUUGUAUACUGGAUUCGGAUUUGGCUGUGUUUAUGUACUGAACUUGGAUUUAGCUGUGUUUAUUUAUUGAUUUUAGCUCCGUUUAUGUAAUGAACUUGUAUUUAGUUGUGUUUAUGUACUGAACUUGGAUUUGGCUGUGUUUAAGUGCUGAAUUGUUUUGUGUUUAUGUACUGAACUUAAAAUUUCAGUGCUGACUUCAACUGUGUUAAAGUACUGAACUUGGAGCACAGUAUUUCAGUGCUGAAUUUAGCUGUGUUAAAGAACUGAACAUGGGUUUGGCUGUGUUUAAGUGCUGAAUUCAUCUCAGUUUAUGUACUGAACUUGGGUUUGGCUGUGUUUAAGUGCAGAAUUGACCUCUGUUAAAGUACUUGGACUUGGACUUGGACUUGGCUGUUGGUGUACUGAACCUGGGCUUUUGCAGUAUUUCAGUGCUGGUUUUAACUGUGUUUAUAUACUGAACUUGGACUUUAACAUAUUUCAGUAUUGAAUUUAGCUGUUGUUAAGUUCUAAACUUGGAUUUAGCUGUGUUUAAGCAACAUUUUUCUGUGUUUAUGUACUGAACUUGGAUUUGGUCGUGUUUAUGUACUAAACUUGAACUUUUCAGUAUUUCAGUGCUGUAUUUAACUGUGUUAAAUUACUAAACAUGGACUUUGCUGUAUUCAGUGCUGGAUUUAGUCUUAAAUAGUUUUUAACAACUGGACUAGGACUUGGCUGUGUUUUGGAACAGAAUUUGGACUUGUGUUGUUAAGUGCUGGGUUUAGCAGUGUUUGGACCUGGAUUUUGGACUUGGACUUUGCAGCUUUAGGAGAGUUGGACUUUGGGUUGGGAGGGAGGGCACUGGCUGUCCUUCAUUGCUACACUCCGGGACUGUUUAAGAGACAGACUGUGUAAAGCUGUGCGGGAUCUCUCUCUAUCCCUCUCUCUCUAAAUGUCGUGGCAGUACACAGACCUCCUCUCCCACCCGCUGUGGUUCGCCUGCACCGUGCUUCUGGCUGCGGUGACCCGCGCCCAGCGAAGAGGCCGGUGGAACCCUGGGGCGUGUGCAGUUAAGCUCAAUGGCAAAACAGCGAUAGUGACCGGAGCAAACACAGGGAUAGGAAAGUUCAUCGCCCUGGACCUUGCUCGGCGUGGAGCACGGGUCAUUCUGGCCUGCAGAAGCAAGGACCGUGGAACAGGAGCUCUGAACGAGAUUCGAAAGCUUAGCGGCAACCAGGACGUUCACCUGCGGCUGGUGGACACGUCCUCCCUUGAAUCGGUCCGCAAGUUUGCUGCCCAGAUCCUAGAGGAGGAGAAGGAGCUUCAUAUACUGGUCAAUAAUGCUGGGGCUUCAGGCCUCCCCAAGGGAAUGACCGCAGACGGACUGGACAUAACCUUCGCCACCAAUCACGUGGGGCCUUUCCUGCUCACUAAUCUGCUGCUAGACCUCUUGAAGAAAUCAGCUCCGGCUCGCAUUGUGAACGUUUCCUCAGCAAAUCACUGGAGAGGAAAAGUGGACUUCUCUCAUUUCCGCGGGGAAAACUUGGUCUAUACGAUGGACGCUGUGUACAAUCACACCAAGCUCCACAAUAUCAUCUGGACUAAUGAGCUGGCACGCAGGCUUAAGGGAACAGAUGUGACUGCAAACUCCCUGCAUCCAGGAAUAGUGAUGACAGAAGUUAUGAGGCACUAUAACUUUGUUGUUCGACUGAUCUUCAACAUGGUUGGAUUUUUCUUCUUCAAGUCUUCAGAGGAAGGCGCAGUCAGUACGAUAUACUGCGCUGUAUCAGAAGACACUGAGGGGAUCACAGGGAAGUAUUUUGACAGCGACUGCUCCCUUGUCCUCCCAGCUCCACUGGCCAGAGACCCUGCUUUAGGAGCCAAGGCCUUCGAGCACUGCGAGAGACUGACUGCUAAGCUCUAAAGCACUGAGAGAACAGCAGAUCUCCUGCCCUAUCACAAUACAGCAUUACAGAACUGCUCUGAAAAGUUGGAAUAUCUAAUGGCUUGUAAACACACUAUUAAAAAUACUAUAUAAAGCCAAA
Molecule: messenger RNA, 2232 nt
Organism: Astyanax mexicanus (Mexican tetra)
Lineage: Eukaryota; Metazoa; Chordata; Actinopteri; Characiformes; Acestrorhamphidae
Exons: 6
Coding region: 1140-2111 (323 amino acids)
Source: RefSeq, a predicted model, not a curated record